Meleagris gallopavo (turkey) is the source of this 3422-nucleotide messenger RNA. The record is from RefSeq and is a predicted model, not a curated record. Lineage: Eukaryota; Metazoa; Chordata; Aves; Galliformes; Phasianidae.
CGUUCGGUUCGGCUUCGGUUCGGGCGAUGAAGAACCGGCGGCCGUCCCUGGUUCGGGGCCGCGGGGAGCCCGGAAAAACCCUGCUGAGCUCCGGCGGCGGAACCUGGUGACCUGCGGGCCGUUGGACCUGUGCUAUGCGGUGGUGGCUCCGCGCGGCCUUCCUCAGCCUGCUCGCUGGGACCGACGGCAGCGGGCAGAGCGGGGCCGUGGUGGGUCGAGUCGGGGACAGCGCUGUGUUGGGCUGCGAUCUGUUGGGAACCCAACCGAACCGACCGCCGCUUUACGUCAUCGAGUGGCUCCGGGUCGGGUUCGUCCUCCCCAUCUUCAUCAAAUUCGGCCUUUAUUCGCCGCGAGUGGAUCCGGAGUACAUCGGUCGCGUGCGGAUCGAGGAGGGCGCGUCGCUGCGCAUCGACCUGCUGCGCGCUGAGGACCAGGGCUGGUACGAGUGCCGCGUGCUCUUCCUCGACCGACCCAGCAACGACGCCGACUUCCAAAACGGGACCUGGAUCCACCUCACCGUCAAUGCACCCCCAACCUUCUUGGUGACCCCCCCGGCGUUUGUGGAGGUGCGGGAUCGCGAGGCGCUGAGCCUCACCUGCACGGCCGUGGGCAACCCACAGCCCAUCAUCAGCUGGAAGAGGAGCGACCUGGCCCUGCAGAGCGGAGACACGGUGCAGGUGAGGAACGGGACGCUGAGCAUCGCGGCGGUGGAGCGCGCCAGUGCGGGCACCUACACGUGCCAUGCAUCCAGCAAGGAGGGCACCGUCACCCACACGACCCGUGUGCUCGUGCAGGGGCCGCCCGUCAUCGUGGUGCCACCGCAGAACGUCACCGUUAACGUCUCCCAAGAUGCCUUCCUGGCGUGCCAGGCUGAGGCGUACCCAGGAAACCUCACCUACACCUGGUUCCAGGGCAGCAGCAACGUCUUCCACCUCAGCCACCUCCAGGCACGGGUACGCAUCCUGGUGGAUGGGAGCCUCCUGCUCCAGCGAACCACCCCGGAUGAUGCAGGCAAAUACACCUGCAUCGCCAGCAACGGGCUGUGGAAGCCGCCUUCAGCCUCAGCCUUCAUCACAGUGCUGUACCCAGCACAGGUGACCACCAUGCUCCCAGAAACCCACCUGCCCAAGGGGAUGCGAGGCAUCAUCCGGUGCCCCACCAGAGCCAACCCCCCUCUGCUCUCCGUCAGCUGGACACGGGAUGGGCGCCCGCUGGAGCUGGGCAAGCUCCCAGGGUGGUCCACGAGACCUGAUGGCUCCAUCGUCAUCGCCACGGGGAAUGAUGAUGCUCUGGGGGUGUACACCUGCACCCCCUACAACAGCUACGGCACCGCCGGCGCGUCCCGACCCACCCGUGUCCUGCUCAAGGACCCUCCCGCCUUCACGGUGCGUCCCAAGGAGGAAUAUUUCCAGGAGGUGGGCAGGGAGCUGGUGAUCCCCUGCGUGGCCCACGGGGACCCACCGCCCACCAUCACCUGGGGGAAGGUGGGCAGCGCAGGGCAGUUUGGUGCCCAGGUGGAUGGGAACAGCAGCCUCGUCUUCCACCCACUCAUCAAGGAGCAGCACGGGCUGUGGGAGUGCACGGCCACCAACGCGGUGGCCAGCGUCAGCACUGCCACCACCGUCCACGUGCUGGGAACCAGUCCUCACGCCGUCACCAACGUCUCUGUGCUCCCCCUCCUGUUGGCAGCCAACAUCUCCUGGGAGCCAGGCUUUGAUGGAGGCUACUUCCAAAGGUUCAGCGUUUGGUACACGCCGCUGGUGAAGCACCCACCCCGUGCCCACCACGAUUGGGUGUCGCUGGCGGUGCCUCCGGGUGCUCAGCACCUCUUGGUGGAGAACUUGCAGCCAGACACCAGCUACCAGUUCAGCGUGCUGGCUCAGAACAAGUUGGGCAGUGGUCCCUUCAGCCAGAUCGUCACCUCCGUGCCCAGGGGCUUCCCAGUGACCACAGUGCCUCCGGAGCCACCGGCCAUCACCGUGCACAUCCUCCUGUCCCCACCUCAGGCUCUGAGUGCCAACCAGACAGCACGGGGGGUCCUGCUACGUUGGCAGCCCCCAGAGCAGCUCUCGGUGCCGCUGAGCGGUUACGCCUUGGAGCUGCGGCAGGACCGGGGUGGCUGGGAGGUGCUGGAGCGCUCCAUCCCCAGCACGGAGAGCCAGGUGUUGGUGCCAGGGCUCAUCAAGGACGCCUUCUAUGAGUUCCGCCUGGUGGCCUUUGCUGGCAGCUACAUCAGUGACCCCAGCAACACGGUGAACGUCUCCACGGCAGGGAUGGAGGUGUACCCAUCCCGCACGCAGCUCCCCGAGCUGCUCCCACAGCCUGUGCUGGCCGGGGUGAUCGGUGGGAUCUGCUUCCUCAGCGUGGCCAUCAUCUUCAGCACCACGGCCGCCUGCAUCAUGAACCGACGGCGCGCCGCACGCAUCCGGAAACGGCAGCGAGAUCCACCGCUUGUCUUCUCCCCCAGCAAGAAGCUCCCAGCUGCGCAGGGCAGCCUGACCAGCCAAAGCAGCGGCCGUGGCAGCGCAUCCUUCCUGAGGCCCCCCUCACUCACACCGUCCCUGGGGGGGCCCGGCCCUGGAACCCCCCCGGGGGAUGGGGGCGGCUGGAAGGUGGGCACCGAGCCGGUCCCCAAUGUGGGGGGGAAAAGGAGGGACACGUCUGUGGACGAGAGCUACGAAUGGGACACGGAGGUGACAUUGGCCACCGACCUGCUGGCCGCCCUGCAGCUGUACCGCCCCGCAGAGCCCCCCCAGCCCCUCUCCACCAUCACCCUGCGGGACCUGGAGCGUCAAAGCAUGGCAAACAGGGGACCAUCGUAUGGGCUGAGCCGGGAGGUGCAGCAGAAGAUCGACCGUCAGUACGACCCCGAGCUGGAGCAGCUUUUGGUGCGCUGGAUGGUGGGGCAGUGCGGUGAGGACAUCCCCCAACCCGCGCCUGGGCGUGAUGGAUUCCAGCAGUGGCUCAAGGACGGCACCGUCCUGUGCCGCCUCAUCAACAGCCUCUAUCCUCGGGGCCAAGCGCCGGUGGCCAAAAUCCAGGCGUCUUCCAUGGCCUUCAAGCAGAUGGAGCAGAUCUCCCAGUUCCUGCAAGCAGCUGAGCGUUACGGCAUCGCCGCCACCGACAUCUUCCAGACGGUGGAUCUGUGGGAAGGGAAGAACAUGGCGUGCGUGCAGAGGACGCUGAUGAACCUGGGCAGCUUGGCGGUGGCCAAAGGCGAUGGGCUCUUCGUGGGAGACCCCAACUGGUUCCCUAAGAAAUCGCAGGAGAACCGCCGCGUCUUCUCGGAGGAUAAACUGAAGGAGGGGCAGAGCGUCAUCGGGCUGCAGAUGGGCACCAACCGUGGCGCCUCACAGGCGGGCAUGACCGGGUAUGGGAUGCCCCGACAGAUCCUCUGAACGGCCCCAAAACCCCCCCACCCC